AUGGUGGGGGGUAGGGGGGGGUUUGUGGUGUGGGGGGGGGGGAGGAAGGGGGGGGGGAUUGGUGGGGGGGUGGGAAAGGGUAUAGGGUUAUGGGGUGAGAUAGGGGGUGUUGGGGAGUUUUGGGGGGGGAUUGGGUUAUGGGGGGGGGUGGUAGAUGUUUAUUGGGUGGUUUAUAAUGGAGGGUUGUUGGGGGGUUGUGUGUGGGGGGGGGGGUUUAAAUUUGUGUGGGAGUUUGGAGGGGGGAUUGGUAGGGGGUGGGGGGUGGGUGGGGGGUGUGGGUGUUUUGAUGUAUGUGGGGUGGGUGGGGGAUUUGGGUGUUGGUGUAGAUGGUUGAUGAGGGGGGUAGGGGGUGGAGGGUGUAGUGAAGUAGGGGUUUUGGGGGGGGGUUUUGGUGUUUGGUGGGGGGUUUGGUGGGGGUGA
Molecule: messenger RNA, 420 nt
Organism: Knipowitschia caucasica
Lineage: Eukaryota; Metazoa; Chordata; Actinopteri; Gobiiformes; Gobiidae
Source: the annotation of a GenBank genome assembly